Anguilla anguilla (European eel) is the source of this 2144-nucleotide messenger RNA. RefSeq lists its product as uncharacterized. The coding region runs from base 477 to 1586 and encodes 369 amino acids. Gene Ontology annotation, molecular function: cell-cell adhesion mediator activity. Lineage: Eukaryota; Metazoa; Chordata; Actinopteri; Anguilliformes; Anguillidae. The record is from RefSeq and is a predicted model, not a curated record. The transcript has 8 exons.
GAAAAGGACGUUUUACCCCAGCACGAGCAUCGCUGGAUGCAAAACAUGCAAUGUGAAGAAAUGUCUACGAAUGGUAUCUAAAUUACAAAUUAAUUGUACAUUCGGUAGAUUAGGUCGCGUGGGAUCAAUAUUACCUCAUUAUCGAUUAAUCCAGACUGUUAUAAUUAGGCCAAUUUAACAAAAUAUCCGGCGGAGUUAAAGUAUUAAGCUUUUCUCUUAAAAUUCCCGGAGGGUAAAUAAUCCUCUUAGUAUUUCUAGUGACGCGCUGACGACAUGUUUGCUAUUUCAUACUAGCAGGGGAUAUACAGUAGCCGGGUCAGAAAGGGGCGGAACUUUCCAAAAUGUGUUAUGUGAAGUCAGAAACAUGGCAUUGACAUUUAGAGAUUGGUCGCACGAAGCAAUCGUUUCACGAAUAAGAUGAGGCUGGAUUGAUCAGGAACUGAGAUCGCUACGGCCCCUGAAAGGGGGAUACUAAGAUGGUUGAUGCUGUCCAACCACUAUGGCUGCAGCUCUGUGUGUCUCUUCUGGUGCUGUCCAGAAUAAGAGGUCAGGUCUCCGCUCCCCCACACCUGCAGGCCCUGGUAGGCCUCCCCUUCACAAUAGGCUGCAACUUAACCCUGGGACCGCAGGAAUCUCUGACGCAGGUACGAUGGGAGGACGAGAAGAAACAGCCCCUCCUGACGUACGAGCCUGGCCAGGCCGCCAGCUUCAUCAGCCACCGUGUUGACCAGACCCCCUCCCAGCAAUACUACAGUGCCAUCACCCUCAAGCGGGUGGAGCCUGGCGACAAGGGAAUCUAUUUGUGCAAGUUUGACGUGUACCCGACCGGGCUGCGGACAGGGACGGUGCAGCUGUCCCUCACCGCGAGAGUUACUAUGGAGGGGAAUAAGACAGCAGUAAGCGGGAAGCUAGCGAUGCUGUCCUGCAGCUACGGCCUGCCAGAGAGCGUCCAGCAGGUCCUGUGGAAGAAGACGGCGGAGCAGGGCGACACCAGCAACGUGGCCUCCUUCGCAAAGCGAGCCGGUGCCACGGUGACCGAGCCUUUCCGGGAACGGGUGUCCGUGAGUCACACUUUGGGGGAAUCCCAUCUGUCCAUCAAGCCCGUGAGAACUGAGGAUGAGGGGUGCUACACAUGCGAGUUCAACACCUACCCAGAUGGCAGCAGGAGUGCCACGGCUUGUCUCACCGUCUAUGUUCUGCCCAAACCCGAGGUGACCUACAGGACCGUGUCUGAAGACGUGAUAGAGGCCAACUGCACGGCGCUGGCCCGCCCGGCGGCCGAAAUCGUCUGGAAUGUGGCCGGGGACAACAAGACGCUGGGCCCGGCCGUGUCCUCGUCGCUCCAGCAGGGAGACGGGACCACGCUGGUCGUCAGCACGAUUUUAAUCCAGGCCGACCUGCUCGACGACCAGUCUGUCAAGUGCUUGGUCUUCCACCAGGGCCUGGAUUCCCCUAUGUCUGUGUCCAUGAACAUCAAGAUCGGCAAAGCCCUUGCUAUCCUCAUCUCAGUGACCACUGUGGCUACGAUCCUGAUCAUCUGCAUGUGCAUCUGCCUAUGGAAGUGCUUCAUCCGCAGAGAUGAUUGAGCUGUUCAAAGGACCGAAGAGGCUCCUGGGAACAAUAGUUUUCAGCCACACAGCUGAUAUCAAGGAUUGGAUUCGAAAUGAACCAAAACACUAGAGACGCAUUCGUUGGUCGAAACUAAAAAGAAAUUAUCUAUUUUUAACCAUUUAUUGUUGGAAAAAAAUUAUGGAGUUCUCAACUCGAAACAUGACCAUUUAUUUGUAUUAUUCAAGGCUUGCAGCACUUGACUAACCCUUGGUGGUGUCCUGUGUUUAAAAAAAGGAUGUUGUAAUUGCAUCAUACUAUUCACAGAGAUGGAAAUGAAGCCUGCUGGAAUCAAUGGGAGAUAUUAACACAUGGUUCAUUUUGUGACGGGGACGGUAUGUGACUGCUCAUUGCCCUGAGAUGAAACACAGCUGUGGUCCUUAAAGCACAUCCUCCCAUUAGAAAGCUAGAAGCCAUGUAUGGCCUCCAUCAUAUUUUUUCAAAUCUGAAGUGCUAUUUACUGCAGGGCCUGGGAAAGGCUUUGAUGCAAUGGCCUUUCUGUCAGUGCCCUGGUGAAAAGGGGGGGGGGGGGGAGU